CGGUUGGCCGGACACCGUUCCCAUGCACAACACGUUGCUAAGUAUUUAGCACAGCUAACGCUUUUGCUCCUUCGUCCUAUCUUCUUACAGGAGAUGCUCGCGGACAGGAUUUAAACUCGCUGAGUGAAAUCACAAGUAGUUGUGAUGUCGGAGCCCAAACCCCCCACUCCUACCAUCCCGACCCCUGGAGACGCGUACAAGGGAUGGCUCUUCAAAUGGACUAAUUACAUAAAAGGUUACCAGAGACGAUGGUUUGUUCUCAGCAACGGAUUGCUGUCUUACUACAGGUGCCAGGCGGAGAUGGGUCAUACCUGCAGAGGCACCAUAAACCUGGCCACCGCCAACAUUGCCGUGGAGGACUCUUGCAAUUUCGUCAUUUCCAAUGGGGGAGCGCAGACGUAUCACCUGAAGGCCAGCUCCGAAAUCGAGCGUCAGCGAUGGAUCACCGCGCUGGAACUCGCCAAAGCCAAAGCCGUGCGCAUGCAGGACGAAUCUGACGACUCUGCUGAUGAGUUCUCUGCAGCGCCCCCUGCCACCACUCAGGCCGCAGGAUCUCAUCCCUCAGAAGUCCAGUCCACGCUACGCAUCCUGGGCAGCAAGGUGGAGGACCUCAGCACCUGCAACGAUCUGAUUGUUAAACAUGGCUCUGCUCUUCAAAGGUCUUUAUCAGAGCUGGAGGGGCUGCAGGUUGGAACGGACAUGGGGGAAAAGAUCCGACAGGUCACAGAAAGGGCCACACUGUUCCGAAUCACCUCCAACGCCAUGAUCAAUGCCUGCAGAGACUUCCUGUCCAUCGCCCAGAGCCACAGUAAGCGCUGGCAGAAGGCCUUACAGACCGAGCGGGAGCAGAGGAUUCGCCUGGAGGAGACGCUGGAGCAACUAGCCAAACAGCACAACCAUCUGGAGAGAGCGUUCAGAGGCGCCACCGUUCUGCCACCUUCCCUCAGCAAUCCCAACUUAAGCAUUAAAAGCGGUGUUUCAGGAAAGGGCGAUGCCAGUGAUGAGGACGAUGACAACGAGUUCUUCGAUGCAAUGGAAGACCCAACAGGAUUUAUUACUGUUCCUGCUGACCCCAAGUACCACAGGAGAUCUGGCAGCAAUAUCAGCGGGAUAAGCAACGAGACGGGAAUGGACGACCAGUCGUAUGACGAACUGUCCUUGGCGUCCAAUUCUGAGUCUUCUCCACCUCUUGAGCUGGAGCUGGUCAGACAAAGACGGACUCGUAUUCCCGACAAACCCAACUAUUACCUUAAUUUGUGGAGCAUCAUGAAGAAUUGUAUCGGGAAGGAGCUCUCAAAGAUACCGAUGCCGGUGAACUUUAACGAGCCACUGUCGAUGCUUCAGCGUCUGUCUGAAGACCUGGAGUACUACGAGCUCUUGGACAAAGCCGCAAAGUGUCAGAGCUCUUUAGAGCAGAUGUGCUACGUGGCGGCUUUCACCGUCUCGUCUUACUCCACCACGGUGCACCGCACGGGGAAGCCCUUCAACCCCUUACUGGGGGAAACCUUUGAGCUGGACCGGAUUCGAGAGUCCGGUUACCGCUCGCUCUGUGAACAGGUGAGCCACCACCCACCAGCUGCAGCCCACCAUGCCUUCUCUGAGAAGGGCUGGACCCUCAGACAGGAAAUCACACUGGCCAGCAAGUUCCGGGGAAAAUACCUUUCCAUUAUGCCUCUGGGCUCCAUCCAGUGUAUGUUUGAUAGGAGCAACAAUCACUACUCCUGGAAAAAAGUCACGACGACCGUACACAACAUCAUCGUUGGGAAACUGUGGAUUGAUCAGUCAGGAGAGAUCGAUGUGGUGAACCACAAGACGGGAGAUCGAUGCCACCUCAAGUUUGCUCCUUACAGCUACUUCUCUAGAGAUGUACCCCGGAAGGUGAUGGGAGUUGUGACAGAUAAGGACGGGAAGGCUCAUUAUGUUCUGUCAGGAACAUGGGAUGAGAAGAUGGAGUUUUCCAGGAUCAUGCAAAGCAGCAAAGGCGAGAAUGGCACCGAGGGCAAACAGAGGACUGUUUACCAAACCCUCAAACCCAAAGAAAUCUGGAGAAAGAACCCUUUACCGGAAGGAGCAGAGAACAUGUACUACUUCUCCUCUCUUGCGUUGACCCUGAACGAAUCCGAGGAGGGCGUGGCGCCGACAGACAGUCGGCGGCGUCCGGACCAGCGCCUGAUGGAAGAAGGUCGCUGGGAUGAAGCGAAUGCAGAGAAGCAACGGCUUGAAGAAAAGCAGCGCUCUACCCGGCGAGAACGGGAAAGAGACGCGGUUAAAGCGGCUCCAACGCCUGAGGAAGCUCUUGCACAUGAGGGUGGCACCACAGGAAGUGAGGUUACUGAUGAAACUGAUGCAGAGGACUCUCCCCCCCUCACGCCUGUUGCAUCCUCUUAUGGACAAUCUCUCCCUCUAUACCAAACGGAAGGCAAAGAACAACCUUUUGGAGCCCCGGGCAAAAGCGCCCAUCCAGACAACUACCAAGCGCUGUGGUUCGAGAAGAUCCACGACUCCAUGUCUGGAGAGACACUGCAUGUCUACAAAGGAGGCUACUGGGAUGCCAAGGAGCAGGGCAGUUGGGAAAUGUGUCCCGACAUCUUCUGAUUACAGAUACCUGUAGUCUCAGGAUCAAUCUGUUGGAUGUCACCCUCAAAGCACACUCAGUGCUCAUGGGUAUUGUAGUCAUUGUGCUGUUGGUUGUGUUGUAUUCCAUUGGCCUCAUGAGUCAGAUCUAAAACCCUCUAGCUCCACCGUGUUCCAGAGAGAAAAGCAGUAAGUUAUGUUCUGACAACUCGAUGCUAAUCGUAACUAUUAUUAUUGACACGAGGAGAAAACACAGAAUACUGCAUUUUGUGCAUUCAGUCACUGGAACAGAACAUUCACUAAUUCCUGCACAAAUUGACAGAAGAACAAGCUAAAGUUGAUCACCUCACUGCAAAAACACAUUUCACCAAAUCUUUCUGAUCUGGUUUCUAGUGUAAAUAUCUUAGUGUACUUUAAAUGAGGCAACAUUUACUUGUAAGUAACUUGUCAACAAGACAUAGAACCUUGAUUUAAGUUAAUAAUUCCCUAAUAUUUAUGAAAAAGUAAAGCAGAUUAUUUCACUUAUAACAUGGGAAAAAUGUC
Molecule: messenger RNA, 3117 nt
Organism: Poecilia reticulata (guppy)
Lineage: Eukaryota; Metazoa; Chordata; Actinopteri; Cyprinodontiformes; Poeciliidae
Source: RefSeq, a predicted model, not a curated record